CACUGGCAGAUGCGUGCGCAGCCUCGGAGGAGACCAGUUGCGAUCAAUGAAAAACAAGAAGAAAACCAUCAGAAAACGGAGGAAAACAAACCAGUUUCAGGGCUCACGAUGUCUUGCUGUGCUGUCGGAUGUAAGAACAGGAAUGGAAGGAAAACUGGUCUUCAUUUUUAUCGGUUACCUUCGUCCAGGACUCCGUUUGAAGCUCGGCGGAGACGGCUGUGGUUGCUAGCCGUGAAACGGACCGACUGGACCCCCGAAGUGAUCAGAAACUCUCGGAUCUGCAGCGCUCACUUCAUCUCAGGGGAGGCGUCUAUGGAUCCAGACAGCCCGGACUUUGUUCCUUCACUCUUCACUUCUUCCAUUGAGAGUGAGUGCGUGGAAGGUCCCAAAAAAAAGAACAGGAGGAGAAAGAGGGCCGAAUCUUCCAUCAGAUCCUCCUCCAGCUCUCUCCCUGCAGCACCAGGAUCCACUGAGGAGCCAACAAACCAGACUUCAGAGCGCCAACAGGAGCUCUGGACAGAUGGAGAAGACGCCAUGGUCCCUCGAGCCGUCUACAACAAACUGAAGGUCCAGUACGAGCGUCUGCAGGCCGAGUGUGUCAACUUGUUCUCUGAAUGCGACGCGCUGAGAGAAGAGAACGAGCAGCUGAAGGAGGAGCUCUGCAGCACCAGGUGCUUGGAGAACUGCAGGAAGAUGGACGUCAGACCUCAAGUUUUAAAGGAGGAGAAGGACUCAGACUGUCUGAUUCAUCAAGCUUUACCUUCAGAUGUCCAGAAAGUGAUUGUUGGUGAAGAAAAGCAGCAGGAGAGGAGCUGCAGUCUGGACCAGGACCAGGACCUUGACCAGGACCAGGACCUUGACCAGGACCAGGACCAGGACCAGGAUCAGGAGGAGCUAGAGCCCCCACCCAUUAAAGAGGAACAGGACGAACUCUGGACCGGUCAGGAGGGAGAGCAGCUUCUUCCUGUCCCUGUGAAGAAUGAAGAAGAUGAAGAGAAACCUCAGUCCUCACAGCUUCAUCAAGCACAGACUGAGCAGAUGGAAACAGAAGCUGAUGGAGAGGACUGUGGAGGACCAGAACCAGGAAGGAACUCUCAUCCAGAUGACCAGACUGGAGACUCUGCUGAACCUGAGACUGAUGACAGUGCUGAUUGGAAGGGGACCAGAGAACCUCAGUCAGAUUUAAACUCUCUCAACAAUAACGAAGUCCCUGAUGGGGAUUCAAGUUGUAGUGCAGGUGGUAAACAGUUCAGCUGCUCUGAGUGUGGGAGAAGGUUUGGCCGAAAGACACAUCUGAAGAGACACAUGGUGACGCAUACAGGAGAGAAACCUUUCAGCUGCUCCAUUUGUAAGAAAUCGUUUACUUACAGUGGGUAUUUAGAGAUACACAAGAGAAUCCACACAGGAGAGAAACCCUUCAUCUGCUCAGUGUGCGGCAAAUGUUUCAUUGGAAGUGGAAAUCUCAACAAACACAUGAGAAUCCACACAAAGGAGAAACCAUUCAACUGUGCAGAUUGUGGGAAAAUAUUUAUCACCAGUGGAUAUCUGAAAAAACACCUGAGAAUACAUACAGGAGAGAAACCACUCAGCUGCUCCGAGUGUGGGAAAGGUUUCAUCGAGAAUAGAGAUCUGAAGAGACACCUGAGAACGCACACAGGAGAGAAACCCUUCAGCUGCUCAGUGUGUGGGAAAAGUUUUACUGACAGUGGACAAAUGAAGAUUCACAUGAGAACUCAUACAGGAGAGAGACCGUAUAGCUGCUCUGUUUGUGAUAAAAGUUUUACUAUAUCUGGAAAUCUGACGAAACACUUGAUCAAUCACACAUGAGAAAAACAUGUUUUUGCCACAACAAGCCAGGCACUCAGACGCAGAUCGAUAAUUACAACCAGAUUUAUAACAAUCUGACAAUUGACUGUUGGCUGAUGUGAUUUACUGGAUUAACUUUUUUUAUUGCUGCAUGGUUUAAAUCACUUUGUUAUUUAUUAUUAUUUUUAGUGUUUCACCAUUAUUGUUGUUAGUAGAUGUAAUUCUUCUGGUUUUAAACUAGACAGCACAUUUUCAUCUUGUGGUUUGUAGAGUUUCAGUCUUAAGUUUUGUCCCAAAGUGCUGCAUUAAGUGCACACUAUAAUAUGCAAUGCGACUGUCAAAUAAAUGCACCAUCCAAAGAGACGGCAUGUAAAAUAUUUUUGCUAACCCAAAAUAUGAAAUGUUAAUGUGGAAUACUGUAAUGCAACUUAAUUAUUGAAGUUUUCUGUUUUUACGUGGUUUGUUAGAGUGGCCUGUACACUACUCUGAUGUUUUUACACUUUUUUUAAAUGUAAAUAUUUUUUCCUGUACUAUUUCAAAAAUAUUUAAUUAUAGAUAGU
Molecule: messenger RNA, 2366 nt
Organism: Centropristis striata (black sea bass)
Lineage: Eukaryota; Metazoa; Chordata; Actinopteri; Perciformes; Serranidae
Product: zinc finger protein 239-like
Exons: 6
Coding region: 10-1827 (605 amino acids)
Biological process (GO): regulation of transcription by RNA polymerase II
Cellular component (GO): nucleus
Molecular function (GO): RNA polymerase II cis-regulatory region sequence-specific DNA binding; DNA-binding transcription activator activity, RNA polymerase II-specific
Source: RefSeq, a predicted model, not a curated record